Messenger RNA from Chondrus crispus (carragheen), 150 nucleotides. RefSeq lists its product as hypothetical. The coding region runs from base 1 to 150 and encodes 49 amino acids. Lineage: Eukaryota; Rhodophyta; Florideophyceae; Gigartinales; Gigartinaceae. The transcript has a single exon. The record is from RefSeq and is a predicted model, not a curated record.
AUGGAAGUACGUCUUUCGUGUCGUGCAAAACUUCUGUACCUCUUCUACAGUCAGACUGCAAUUGAGAGCCAAACCUCCACUGCGGGACACAGCUGUGUGGCACGCUUAUGUUUCAAAGGAUCCUUUCACAGAACGAAUCUGAUCCAUUGA